This is a messenger RNA of Loxodonta africana (African savanna elephant), 3508 nucleotides long. It is a transcript of the gene PKIG, whose product is annotated as cAMP-dependent protein kinase inhibitor gamma. The record is from RefSeq and is a predicted model, not a curated record. The coding region runs from base 853 to 1083 and encodes 76 amino acids. Lineage: Eukaryota; Metazoa; Chordata; Mammalia; Proboscidea; Elephantidae. Gene Ontology annotation, cellular component: nucleus; cytoplasm. The transcript is spliced from 6 exons. Gene Ontology annotation, biological process: negative regulation of cAMP-dependent protein kinase activity. Gene Ontology annotation, molecular function: cAMP-dependent protein kinase inhibitor activity.
CUUCCCCUUUCUUUAAGGACACUGCCUGAACGUUGCACUCAACCCUUCCACUCAUAUCCCAUUGGUCAGAACAGAGCCCCCAGCUCAAAAGAGCCUGUGAUUGGUGAUUUUUACCAGCUAAAAACCAGAGGUCUGUUAUUAGAGUCUCUGGGUAGUGCAAACUGUUAAGCUCUAGACUGUUAUCCAAAAGAUUGGUAGUUUGAACCCACCCAGAGGCGCCUGGUCUGGUUCCAAAAGGUCACAGCCUUGAAGACUCUGUGGAGUACAGUUCUCUGACGCACAUGGGAUCACCAUGAGUUGGAAUCGACUGGACAGCAACUAACAACAACAACAACACUAUUGAAGUAGGAGAUGACGUUUAUUGGGGCCACAAAUAGCACUCUGCUAAAUGGAGUUAUUCUUGUGCUUACUCGUUUUUGAUACUUUACUGGAAUCUCCUUGGGGAGGAGACACUGGAGAGAGAGAGCGCAGCAGAGAAUCCUGCCUACACCCGCUGACCUGGUCUGCCAAUCUUGCUCACUUGGAAGAGGGGGCGUUUUGAAUCCUGGUUUCCUAAAUCCUGGCUUCACUUCUGACAGAGGACCGCUGGACUUUGGGGAAACUCUUUGCUCUUACAGGAGAUGCCAGCACGGUCUCAAGUGUCCACCUGAUACAAGUAGCUCACUCUUCAUCAGCAUCCCUCUCCAACCCAUUGUCCGGUCCCUUCCAUGUCUGAUGAGUUGUCUUCGGGAAUGGUUCCUGUCCUGGGCCAACAGAAGAAUUUCCACAUUGAUUAGUUAACAGUAGAAAAUCUGAAGAGAUGCAAGCAGGAAGAAGAAAUUAAACCAGGCUCAAGAGAGCGAUGCAACAGGCAUGAUGGAGGUCGAGUCCUCCUACUCGGACUUCAUCUCCUGUGACCGAACAGGCCGUCGGAACGCGGUGCCUGACAUCCAGGGAGACUCCGAGGCUGUGAGCGUGAGGAAGCUGGCUGGAGACAUGGGCGAGCUGGCCCUCGAGGGGGCAGAAGGGCAGGCGGAGGCGAGCACCGCAGACAAGGUGGCGAGCACCCAGCCUGAGAGCAGUGACGGGACCACCUCGUCCUGAGUCCAGCCUUGCCCUUCGGGAAGGGGAGCCCCAGCACUGGCCCAGCAGCCUCUUCUGAGCCCUGUGUCCCUGGCAAGCCUGCCCACCAGUCCCCAGUCUGGACUGAGAGGGCCCACCCGGAGGCUGCCUUGGCCCUGCCUGGCGGAAGCCGUCUGGCCAUACCCAGCCUCCACCGUCCCUCCACCUCCUCCCCAUGCCCAGGUACAGUCUCUAGACACUGUAAGCGCAGGAUGUUAUUUAUUCAGCUGGUGCUGGGACUCCGGCUGGGCCCUGCCCACUUGUGUGAGCAGUCCACCCAGGAAGGCUCCUCUCAUGACCCCCCACGGGAGGCCCGGGUAGGGACCACAUCCCAACACCAACCCCUUCUCCCUAACCCCAACCUUCGGGGUCAAGACCUUCUCAUCCCUUUUUUAAGAAAAUACUUUUAAACUUUUUAAAUACUUUAAACCUUUUUCCAGCAGAGCGGGAGGGAGCUGACAAUUCAGUUUUGGGGGGAAGCCAUUUUAAGCUAAACCAGUUGGCCAUCUAUGCAGUCUUGACGUUCCCUUGUGGAGCUUUGCAGAUCUACUAUUAGGGAAGGGAUUUUGUGCUCAAAACUAUUUGACCAACUCCUUGCCCUUUCUAUCAAGAUAAGUGACACCUCGUAUCCAGGAAAUAAAUGCUGAUGGUUUGAGUGACUGGUUUACGAUUAUUUCUCCUUUAAACAGCACAAGCAGGGCCUGAGUCUUGCCCUUCCAAAGCCUACAACCAGCUGAGGCCAUUCCUGCCCCAGGCUUCCAUGGAAUGAAACCCCGAGAAGAUGCUGGUGUGGCACAGAGGCUGGCACCACCGUGGGCCCAGUGACUGUUGUGUCCUCAUUCCUCAGCCUCUUUCUCAUCCCAGCCCAGUUUCAGGAACCCAGAGGAGGGGCUUCCCUCUAAAACCUAGAGUAGGAGGGGUAUAAGAGUUGAGGGAACGUUUAAGCAGACAACCUUUUAAGAGAAGACUUAUUUCUUCCAGAGGGCAGGUAGGCCCCGGGGCCCUCUUAGCUCCCAGCAUUGGAAGCUCUGGCUUCCCAUUCAUAUCCUCCAUUGGACCUGGUUGGGGCCCUGCUGCUGAGCAGGCUGCCCAAGUCCGAGCCCCAGGGGCCCCGCUCACCCUCACUCCACCACAACUACCACGCCCCACCACCUGCUGCACGACAUCGACAUCGGCCACAGUCAUAAACAUCAGCAUCUGUAUUAAGCACCAGAUUCUCAGCACAGAUCACCACAGGAGGAGGGUUCCCAUUCAGCCAAGCCUAUCGACAAGGCCCCUGGUCCCAGCCCAGGCACAUAAUCAGAGGAGAGCUAUGUGGCCACACUGAGGUACACGUGUACAACAGGCACUCAGGCUUCAAGAGCUUCAGCUGACUACUGAACCAGUCUUCCUAGAUGGAAUGAAGGUAAACGUGUUCGCGACUCGACAGUUACGAAGACUCUGUCCACAAGGCAAGGGCUCAGAGAGGCAGCUGUGGUGUCCUCAUGGGUGCAGCACUGCUUGCUAGGACAGAGAAGCAGAAAGAGUAGGCAAUUCCUAGGACCCAGGACUUUGUCAAAAUCACAGAACAUCAGAGGCAGAGAGGAACCCCCUUGUACAGAUGGGGAGACUGAGGGUAGGAGCAAGGGAAUGUCUUGCUAAGGUCCCACAGGAAGGAAGGAGAAAAGAGCAGGACCUGGGCCCAACUCCCUGCCCCUGGCUUCAGGCAGCCAUGAAGUCCCCCUGUCCCUGUCCCAGGCUGCCAAGACCUUUGGGACUGGGCUUCAGAAAGUCUCCCGUUUAGACUACCCCUCAAGACGGCAUUGUACAUAAUAUAAGCCAAUCUAAGAGGUUGCCCUGGAGCAGGAGCGAUCACGCAUCAUUGGUGCUGACCCGGAGAUGAAGGACAUCUUGCUUGGAGUUCCACAGGAAACCAUUCUGGAGCCAGGGCAGGGUGGUGCUCAGGAACCCAGACAGGAACAUACCUGAGAGGCUGGAGCUGCCAUCCCAUAGGCCUUAUAGAGCAGAUCCAGAAGCUCUUCCUUCUCAUCCUUUGGGAGGAAACUGGACUUCGCUGCAUUGAUAUUCUGGAAGGGCCAGCACAGCAAACAACAUGGAACCAGAGAACACAGAAGGGUGCCCUUGACAGUCCAGUGAGAGUCCGUCUUCACUGAAUAUGAGGAAUUAAGCUCAGAGUGGGGGGGACUUGUCCAAAGUCACACAGCAGCAAGUAUCAGAGCAGAGACCAUGAGACUCUGUGUUUUUAGCAUGGCACUCACUUCGUGACAGAUGUGAGAAGACAGCUGGAGAAGCCUUCAGAAAGACAAGGUGGGAGUGUGGGGCCAGAGAGGCACUCUUGCAGGGACAGUCUCAGGUAUCAAAACCCCUAAGAUUAGGGCUCAGCCUGGGAUCUAUGGAUGGCCUGAAA